UCCACACCCUGCAGAGCCAGAGAAGUUCCUCCGCAUUCCUGUCCAACAAACCCGCACACAUCAACACCACACUGACAGAAAGCUGAGAGGAAGCACUGUCUGGAGCUGCGCAGGAGUUUACGGAGGGCCUGACGAAGAACUGGAGAGCAGAACCACCCAAUCAUCAUUGGCGCCCUACUAGUCUCACCAUGAGGAAGGCAGCUGAUGAUGAAGGUGUGCCUGGUGGUCGAGGUGAACCCGCUCUGCAGUUGGGUGGGGAGGCUGCGGGCGGGAAGCUGCCGAGCAAACUGAGCGCCUCCUCCUUUACACCAGGAUGGACCAAAGUCAGCUGCCCCUGCUGUGCCUCAGAGCGGGUCGAGCCGCUGGUUCUGGUGAAGCUCGGACCGAAGGUCGUCCCCGAGACGAAACGCUGGCUCAUCAAACUGAUCGGCGCUCCUCAGAAGGAUGGAGGUGCCGGGUUAUUGGCUCACCCAGGCGAGGACGCCACUGGUAACAUCAUCGCGUUGUCUGCGCCGCGCUGUACGUUACUGCGAACCACGGAGGAGCUGGGUCUGUGCAAGAUCUACCACAACGGUGAAAUGGAGGCCUUCGCUUACAACGACAGAGACAACUUCAGAGAUUCAGACAACAUGGAGGUGUUUCUAACGUUGGCUGAGCGACAGUACAUCAUAAAGUACGAGCUGGACGGUCUGCGGGCCCAGAAGGACCAGAGGAUACCCGGCAUGCCCGACAGCUGCACACUGCAGAAGCGAGACAACAUCUGGCAGAAGCUAGGACAAGCUGGUGUCAUUGUAGACACAUUUCCUCUCCACAACCCGGGCAAGCUAAAGGACCUUAGUGAAUCUUGGUACUCUGGGAAUCAGCUGGCUCAGCCACUGGACAAAGUUAAUGAAUAUUUUGGAAGUUCUGUGGCCUUCUACUUCAGCUUCCUUGAUUUCUACACCUGGUCACUCCUUCCACCGGCAAUAUUGGGCCUGUUCAUCGCAUAUUUCUCAAGAGAGGUUCAGAGGGAAAUGCUGCAGUCAGUCUCUGGGUCUCAGGAGGAGGAAGGCCAGGAUGAACCAGAGCCUCUCAUCAGCGGUCACAUGCUUCAGGCCUUGUUCAGCAUGCUCUGGUCCACAGUUGUCAUAGAGCUGUGGAAACGCCGCAGUUCCUCACUGUCGUACCAAUGGGGCACACUGAACCUCGCAGAACGCUUCGCAGAGCCACGGCCAGGUUUCCACGGCGACCUCGGGGUCAACCCUGUGACCGGUCGUGUGGAGCCGCUGUUCCCCGAAUGGAAGAGGGACCUGCGUAUGGCGCUGGUGUCUGUCCCGGUGGUGGGGCUGUUCCUAGGACUGGUGGUUCUGGGAAUGAUGUGUUUCUACUGGGCAGAGGCCCGGGUGCAGUGGCUGCACAAAGAUUGGGACUCCAUGAUAUCUCAGACUUUCCUUUACGUGCCGUCAGUCCUCCAUAUUGUUUACACAAAUAUGCUUGCCACCGUUUACAGGACAGUUGCCAAGUCUUUGACGGAAUAUGAGAAUCACAGAGAGGAGUCUGCCUAUGACAACCACAUGACAGGCAAAAUCUUAGUGUUCACCUUCUUCAACAACUUUGCAGUGCUCUUCCAUAUUGCCUUCUUCAAGCAGGAUGUGCCGUUGCUUCGAAAGCGUUUAGCUUCUUUGCUGAUCAUCUCUCAGCUGGUGAACCAGAUAACAGAAGUGGUCAUACCUUUCCUUGUGGACCGAUUCAUCAGUGCCCCCCACAGGACAGAGAGCAAAGACGACCCAGAAGAGGAAAAAUUUCGGAACCAAGGCACCCUUCCUACUUUUCCGGGACUGUUUGCAGAAUACAUUGAGCUGCUGGUGCAGUUUGGGUAUUUGAGUCUUUUCUCCUGCGUGUUUCCUUUGACUGCUGUCCUGCUGCUCCUCAACAACCUAACAGAAAUCAGAUCGGACGCUUACAAAAUUUGCAAACUCUUCCGCAAACCCUUUUGUCCUCCUGUGGCCAGUAUGGGUGUGUGGAAGGUUGCCUUUGAGGUCUUGAGUUUUGUGUCAGUGGUCUCCAAUGGUUGGCUGCUGCUGCUGUCUCCACGUCUGCAGAAGAUGAGUCAGGAGGCCGGGAUGAGCAGCAGCAACCUUCUGAUGGGGGCUGUUAUGGUGGAGCAUGUCCUGAUAUUAGUAAAGGUGAUCAUGGCUGCCCUGAUACCAGAUGAGCCUGACUGGAUCCGGAAAAAGAGGGAGCAUAUUGAGUACACAUCUAUGCAAGCCCUCAGACAGCAGAAGCUGAACACUCAAGAGUCCUAAUUUUGUUUCAAGAUUGAAGUCGUGCUCAGUGUCUCGGGAGGUAAAACCAAAGAGGACAACAGAGCUCAAGAGUGUCCUGUAUCGUCCCACAGCUGUGAUUUUGCUCCAAGUGUUCUUGUUGACUUUACUAAUUCACACAGUGCUUUUGCUAUUUAAACAUGUAACAUUUUAUGCAUACUGCAAGUGCAAUUAACACAAGCAGCUAAAAGUGAAUUUAUCCUUAAAAAUGCACCAAAUGGAUUGCCAGGACUUCAUUCACUGCAUCAGAGUCUUGUGAGAGGCUUUACUAAGGAUGCAGAUUAUACAGUUAAUAUAAAAAGAGACACAGUAUUUCAAGUUACUCGUGCCAAAAACAGGCAGAAUAUUUGCCUCAUUGCUGCCACCUGGUGACAAUAGACAGUCAGUGUCCAGGAUUUAGAGCAAGAGGACAAUAUCAAUAAAAAGAAAGAGUGAGCUGACUUUAAAGCUACUUUUAGCAAUAUCUGAUGUACAUCGUCCUUACCCAGGUGUUUAAUAACAACAUUUAAAAAGUUACCAGGGAUUCCUCUAGUUAUGCUGUAAUGACUCUUGGUGCAUCUCAAUGCAAUACAUGCUCCAAAACAUUACGACCACAAACAUCCCGUCUCUGGUAAACGUAACAAUAACAAGACCUACCAUAUGAAAUUGUAACGUUGCAAUACUAAUAUCUGAGUGACCCACCUAAACACUGUUCAUACCACUUCUCAAACACUAAACCGCUUAAUUUUAGUGUCCAAGAACUUGAAUAAAACGACAGAUAUAUGUGUUAAAUACAUAAAAGCAUUUUAAAGUAGUUAUCCACAUUUUUAAGCAAUUCACUGAAAUAGAUGAAAAUUUGUUUUACUCGACUUUAUCCAUCAAAAGUAUUCGCCAGCACGGUAAGCAAUGCCAAAGAGAAGAUGAUCGGUAUGCUCUGCAACUAAGUUCCUCUGCAGGCUACCAGUCGGAUCUUAAGAUGGCUAAAUUAUUUCAUGAUUGACAGAAAACAAAAAAACAAAACAAAAAUUAAAACAAAUCCUACAAUGUUUCUAUGUGAUUUUCACUAAAUGAAUUCAAAAAGUGAAUUCAUGCUUUGAAAAUUAACUAUGUCGAGUUUGCAUUUAAGUUGCUGCUAAAUAACUAUUCACAUCUACUGAAUUGAAAACCUUGGUUGUAACAACUGAUAGUUUUUAUUCAACUGUUUAGACCUAGCUAUUAAGUUUAAGGGUUUAGACAUUGUACAACAACAUGGAGAUUUCAAAGAAGCCUCUCGAAAGAAACUGCUAAUAUAUGACAGGGUUUACUUACGGAGUACUGUCCGUGGGCUUUAUGGUCGCUUCUCAAAGUCGAAACACGACGUUACAAAUUUGUCAAAUAUCCGGCGCCAUGUUGGCUUAUGUUAGCUAACAGCUAGCUUAUUCCGGCGGCAAGCUAACAGCUGGGUUUUUUUAGCUACUCUUUAUAUCAUAAAUAAAUAAAUAAGAGUUUAAUUUGUUAUAUUUUUUACAUACUCCGUUGUUUACUUGACGUAAACGCUAGAAUCAAGUAUCGGAUGCCACAACACUGAAGAUAGUACCAUUUUGUUGCAUCGUUUUCUUGGACAACAGAAAAACUACGGAAGAAGAUUGGGCCAAAUUCAGGCAUUUUUUUCCCCUCACAAUUCUGACAUUAAAGUCAUUUUUAUAAUUUAUCAGCUUAAUUACGUUAUCAUCCCUUACUGCGCUGAGAACAGAAAAGACAAAAUAAAAAACCAAAGUCGAUUUUGUUUUUUGUUUUUUGCUUAGCAAUUUUCAAUGAAGGUUAAGCGUUUUCUUAAAAAUCAUUUUUGAAAACAUCUGUAUUCUGUGUUUCAGGUGUCAAUAGAAAAUUCAUGCUAUGGGAAGAGACCAAAGCUGUGCAGUGAUAUUGUUUUGAAUAUUUUGUUUUAUUUGUUUGUUUAUUUUUUUGUUUGUGCACCAAUUUUGCAGUUCUGUGGCCCUAACCGCAUUAACUUAAAGUCAAAUAGUGCAUGUUGUUAUCACGAUGAUACGUGUUCACCGAUGAUGGUGUUAAUUUGGUAUAUUUAAAGGGCAGUUUUAAAACCGACAGUGACAGUCGGUUUUUGUAUAUUUGCUCAAUUUCUACUCUUAUUGUAUUUAAGUGUUUAGUCUUUUUAGCCACCAGGCGUCGCCACACACUGACCUUGAUGGUGAUGCAGCUUGUAUAUGCAAUCCUGGCGGUUGCAGGUCUGGUGGUUUCCUUUCAACCUGCUGCAGCUGUAGAUUUGCAGACUAAACACAAAAUAUGGAUUUGGGUGUGUGUGGGGGAGGGUGUGUGUGUGCAUGUGUGUGUGUGUAUAUUGGGUACUCGGUGGAGGAUGUGUAGAUGAAGACAAUCUGACUGUAGGGUUUUAAAAGCCGGCGGUGUUUCCUGGUUGUAAUAAUAGUCACUUGAAAAUGUGUUUAUAGUGAUGUGUGUGUUUUUAAAGAAUUAAAGUUACUAAUUGUAAUUUAAACUCUUUUCUUUUUAAAGGUGCAGCUGAAGUUUUUGUUCUGUUCAUUUCUUUAUAUACGUGUAUUCAGCAGCUUGACAUUCUUGUAAUCUUUCAAAUAGUUGCCAAUUAAAUAUACAUUUAAUUA
Messenger RNA from Poeciliopsis prolifica (blackstripe livebearer), 4900 nucleotides. RefSeq names its product anoctamin 10b (gene ano10b). Gene Ontology annotation, cellular component: plasma membrane. Lineage: Eukaryota; Metazoa; Chordata; Actinopteri; Cyprinodontiformes; Poeciliidae. Gene Ontology annotation, biological process: chloride transmembrane transport. Bases 189 to 2285 code for a protein of 698 amino acids. The record is from RefSeq and is a predicted model, not a curated record. The transcript has 16 exons. Gene Ontology annotation, molecular function: chloride channel activity.